Molecule: messenger RNA, 3634 nt
Organism: Lymnaea stagnalis (great pond snail)
Lineage: Eukaryota; Metazoa; Mollusca; Gastropoda; Lymnaeidae
Source: the annotation of a GenBank genome assembly
CCCAAACUUUGUACAAAAUAAAUUUGUUAGACAGAAGUUUGUUCAAUGCAAAUUUGUUUCCAGAUUCAUUAUUGAUGGAAAUUAACUUUGUUAAAAGGAGAUUUAUUUAUGUAUUUUUUAAAUGUUAAAUAAGGGGCUUUGGAUGAAUGAAGUGAAAAAUGGGGAAAAUGUAAGUUGUUUCUUUUUGUUAAAUCUUUUUUUUCCCAACAAUAUUCCCUUUGAAAAAACUUACGUUAGAGAACAUUUCCAAUCAGACAAGUUGCUGUUUAAACAAGCUUUCGUCGAACAAACUUUUGUUCAACAAUUUUCUUUAAACAAAUUUCUUUCGUUCAAAUUUUCAGAAACCAUAUCACUUUGGCCAUAGGCAUCUCAUAACCAUGCCCAUAGCUAUACUCUCUUUCUCUGUCUAGCUCUUUCUCUGUCUAGCUCUUUCUCUCUCUCUCUAUCUUUGUUUCUCUCUCACUCAAAUUUAAAACCAGUUCUUUUUCAUCAUUGUUGAACAAUUUUUUAGCCUGUUUACUGUCUUGAGACCAGGGACUGCAAUUAAUUCUCUAGUUUGAUGGCCUAUCCUAAGAGUUAGAUACAAAUCAGCUGUAUAUUUAGCCUGAUAUAUUGUCAAAUUAUCAUAUUAGGGUGAAACUGCAGAAUGCAAUUGUUAUCUUUUCCUCCAAGCCACACAUCUCAGUCCAUGUAUCAGCAAUUCCAUUAAUUUUGGGGUGGUUAUUAUCUGGCCACAUGGGCCAAUCUUAUUCAGAAUUUGAUUUGGCUUCUCCAGUAUGCUUUUGAUCUUUAACGUCCUAUCUAUUUAAAUUCUGGUGGUUUUUUUUUACAUAACAUAAUCAUCAGUGGUACUACAACCCAUCGAUAGCUCAGUCCUUCACUGUCAUAUUAUCCAUUAGGACAGUUCCAUGGCAAUUUAGUCUCCACAAAUGGAUCCUCAGCUCAUUUUUAGACUACAGAUGUUAAGACUUCCCUUAGUUUCUGUCAGUACACAACAUUCACUAAUCUCUCCCCUAUAAUCUGGCAUCGUCUUUAAAUGUCUCAUCCAUUCUGUCUUUUUUAAAUUGCUGCCACUAUGGUUGUUGUAUUGUAAUUCCUAUAACUGGUAUUAUGAAAUUCUUGAUUGGUGCAUAUUUGCAUCAAUUCUUAUCUUUUAUAUCUGUACAUAUUUCUCAGAACCUUUCAAUUGUUAAAAACACUGCACACUUUGCUAAAAGAAUAAUUUUUCAAAUUAUGCAGUGGAUUCUCAUCCAUAUUGAUAAUCUGCUGUUUCUCUCUAAGCCUUUGUGUUAAAGAAUACAAUACUUUUAAAUUUUUAUUAUUAUUUAAAGCUAUGAAAUAAAUAACAGAUGUUUGUCAUGAUAAUAAAACAGUAUUUCAUUUCACCUAAAAAAUAAAAUAAUAAUAGUUAUCAAUAUUCAAAAAUAGGUCAGUUUUAUUACCAGACUUCAAACAACUCCAUGCUUGAAAACCUCAUGUCUCUAUGGUAUUAAUGGUGGCUUAGGUAUUGGCCUGGCUCAUUUUCUCUUUACAAGUGAGUUCAUAAAACUAAUGUUAUUCUUUGGAAUUCUCUAAGUACACUUGCUGUCUAAAUCAGACUGGUAUUGUUUUUUUACUGUCAGCAAUUUAUUUAUUAUUUUGAAAUGUAAAAUGUCAUCAAAAUACAUUUCCAUUUGUUUGUUCAAUAAAAGAAAUUUUUGAAAUCUCAGAAUAAAUUGACUCCCAUUAUGUAAUUAAUGUGGUUUAUAAAAAUUAUUAUGAAAUAUUUAAGGGCUUAUGUCUUAAUUAUUUUUUGACAUGUCUUUUAAGUAUCACAUUAACAGAAAAUGAUCUAAAGUGAAUGAGCAUUCUUACAUCUAUUCAUUAGCAAAAUUUUUAGCUCUUUUAACAUUGUAUUUAAUUUCUGUACAGGAAAAAUGUAUUGGUUAUUUCAACCAAAUGAUGUUUAUGCAUUAAUGAAUGUGAACUUUUUUUUUCUAGGGAAAAUGUAUGUAUUAAUAAUGCAAUUAUUUAUUAUUUUAAAUAAAUAAUAAUUUUUUUUUAUGCUCCAUUAGGUAAUGUUUCAAGGGCAUUAAAAUAUGGACAUGGAGGUUUUAUGGUCUUUCUGUUUGGGACUUGGUGAGAUUUAAAAUUGUCUUUAAUAUUUUUUAACCCAAUCAAUCAUGCAUAGAUAUAAUGUCCACUCAUAAAGUGUUGAACAUAAAUUAUUCUUUACUGUAUUCAUUCUCUUUUUUUGAAAAAUGUACUAUUUUUUAAAAGUUAAGCUGUAUGCUCUUUCAUGAAAAAAAAAAUAGUUUUUAAAUUUAUUUUCAUAUGCCAUAGAUGCACAUUCAUAAGACAUUUAAAAAAAUAAAAUAUUUCUAGGUAAUAAGUGGGAUGGUUGGCAUUGAGCUGGUCAUGAGAUUUUUAUAAUUCUUUCCAGUUACAUUUAUUCUAGUAAUUAAAAAAAAAAAUUUUUUUAAAGAAAAAACUAAUAAACAGAAGUCAACAUGACUCAAACUAGGUUCACAAGUUUGUCCCUAUUUUGGGACUACUGUGGUUGGCUUAGAUUAUUUUUGUAUAAAUUGUGGAUUUAAGACAAACAUUUUUUCUUAAAUAUGUUAUUGCUUCUACUUGCACAUUAUGUUAUAAAUUAUAGGGUCUGCUUAGAAGCUUUUCAAAACUAAAGACACAUGAAGGAACAUGCUUAUAAUUAUGAGUUUAUGUGGUGAUAGAAAAUAUUCUAAUCAAUGUUCUAAGGAUGUAAAAAUUAUUGAUACUAUCUGGUUAUUAUUUCUUUACAUCAGGGGUGUUUGCAGAUACCACCAUGCUCAAGAGAGAUUCAAAACACGCCAAUGGCAGAAAGCAACAGCAAACGGGACAAACAAAAUACAAUUAAUAGAUCCUAAAGAUGUAUGAAAUUGUACAGAUGUGUUUUUUUUUUUACAUAAGAUAUUUCUUCUUUAGAAUUAAAAAAAAAAUAGAAAUUUGCAAACUUCUUUUAUUGUAUAUAAAUAUUACGUUUUGUAAGCAGCAUUCACUAAAAGAUAUUUUAAAUAAAAAAUUUCAGAAUAUAAUCACCUUAAGUUGGUUAGAUGUCUUCUUAUUAAGCAGAUUAUCUUUCAAGUUAAAGACAUGUUUCUUUAUUUGAAGAAUUUAUUUAUUAAUUGGCUUGAAAAUGAGAUAUUAUAAUUGUAGCGCCAUUGACAUGAUAAUUGGCUGGGUCAUCAUAAAAACUAAAAUUUCACAUCAUAAUCAUAUGAGUUUUUUUGUUUGCCAAAUGGAAAUGUGCAUACAAAAUCCUUACACUAAUGCCCCAGUUGCUUUGUCAAAUAAUACAUUCAUUUUUAAAGCUGUAAAGAAAAAAUCUGGAAACUAAUGGUUAAGGAAUAUUUUAUUUUUUUUUCAAAAUGAAAAUGGUAUCACAUAUGGUUAUCUGUUUCAUUUUGCAUCAUUUACAACAAUUACAACACUAGAAACCAUAAAAACAAUUACAACACUAGUCACUAUAAACUUUAACAAAUGAUCAUCAUUUACAUUUCAAAGACAUAUUUAAUUUUUUUUUUCCUUCAAAUAGUAAUCACGUUAGAAAAAAAGACUAUUGGAAGAAUGAAUGCAUGCAAAAUUAUUAGCAUACCUCUGAAUGUAGAUUUGC